Molecule: messenger RNA, 1661 nt
Organism: Petromyzon marinus (sea lamprey)
Lineage: Eukaryota; Metazoa; Chordata; Hyperoartia; Petromyzontiformes; Petromyzontidae
Gene: SRD5A3
Product: steroid 5 alpha-reductase 3
Biological process (GO): polyprenol catabolic process; dolichol-linked oligosaccharide biosynthetic process
Cellular component (GO): endoplasmic reticulum
Molecular function (GO): 3-oxo-5-alpha-steroid 4-dehydrogenase activity
Source: RefSeq, a predicted model, not a curated record
UGCAGGGCGGGGGGGUCUUGUCAGAGCAGAGGUUUUUACCUGCGAGCGGGCGACAGCGCGUGGUGCUCACAAUUACCUCUAUUUACAAUUAAUUACAUACCAAUUACACAACAAUUAAUUCCAUUUAACACGUAUACUUUCGCGAACGAUACCGUGGUUUACAACUAACUCACAGCCACAACUUGCUUUCAUAAACAGCUGUAAAUCGUAGGCAGUACUGCAUUUGCUUUCUCUAUAGAAUUGCAUUUUUCAAUCUAGAUAUGAAGUUUUAAUCUAGAUAUGAAGUUUUAAUCUAGAUAUGAAGUUUUAAUCUAGAUUUGAAGUUUUCCUGACUGCAGGGAUCCAUACUCUUUGGUUCUUUCGGUAAAGUCACGAAGGUAUAAAAUAAAUUAAGUCACGACGUUUCGGGCGCAACACCAGCCCCCGUCAUCAGCUUCUGCCAGCCUUGUGACAAUGGCUCUGCUCGCUGCCCCGUGCCUGUUGGAGAUCAUCUGGGCCGUCAUUGGCAUAGGCUUUGUCAUUGCCUUCGCCGUGCACGUGUGCUUGCGGGAUCCGCCCGUGCUGCUCGAGGAUUUCAUCCGCUACGGCAAGAGCAAGGGCGGGCAGCGCGCCGCGUGGAUGCGCGCCCUGGAUGUGCCAAAGCGGUGGUUCAUGCAUUUCUACGUGGUGGCCGUGGUCUCGCACGUGACACUCUUCUCGCUGACUCUCCGUGCGCUACUGCUGGGCUCCACCUUUCCUGGCUGGCUCGAGUCUCUCCUGGUUGCCUUUGGCAGCCCCACAAACAAUUUUCCCCAUGGUAUGGAGCUGUCGGUUGUGCUUGCCCAAGCCCUCAUGGUACUGCAAGUAGUGAGGCGACUGGCCGAGUGCCUUUUUCUCAGCGUGUAUUCUAACGCAAUUAUGCAUGCAGUCCAGUAUGGAUUCGGUAUGCUCUACUACGUGAUGAUCGCCUUCACGUUGUUGUGUGAAGGCCCAAGCAUCGGAGGAAAAGAGUUGAGUGUGUGGCAGUUGCUGGCCCAGUGGAGAUGGUACCACGUGGCUGGCUCUGUCAUGUUUGCCUGGGCCACGCUCCACCACCAUCGGAGCCACAACAUCUUGGCCAAUCUACGAAAGGACAAAGCUGGGCGCGUGGUACACACGAGGUACGUGGUUCCACAUGGAGACUGGUUCGAGCUCGUUUCGUGCCCCCACUACCUGGCCGAGAUCUUGGUCUACGUGGCGAUCGCGGUGGUGCUGGGCGGUGUCCACCGCACGUGGUGGGUCGUCCUCUUCUACCUCAUCGUCAUCCAGUCCCUGGAGGGACGCCUCAUGCACGAGUCGUACCGCAGCCGUUUCCCAGACUACCCGCAGCAUCGCCGGGCCAUCCUGCCCUACCUCCUGUAAUAAUCAACUAGCACACAUAUCUUCUAAAGCAGUGUUUCUCAACUCCCAGGCCUUGCGACUCCCCACGGUACAACUUUCAAUGGUAGUCGAUCUUUUAUUUUUAUAUACCAUGCCUCCCAUACAGUAAAUCUCAGGUGCCAGAACAAAGGAUGUGUUUGAGAUAUAUAAACCAGAGAAUCACUUGGUGAGAUAAUAUUUGCAGACCCAAUGCAAAAUGCACAAACAAUGCAAUGCAAACAAUAUGCGCGAAUAAACGAUAAUAAACAAUAGUGAAAAAAUGA